Messenger RNA from Misgurnus anguillicaudatus (oriental weatherfish), 3763 nucleotides. RefSeq names its product glypican 6a (gene gpc6a). Lineage: Eukaryota; Metazoa; Chordata; Actinopteri; Cypriniformes; Cobitidae. Gene Ontology annotation, biological process: cell migration; regulation of signal transduction; regulation of protein localization to membrane. Gene Ontology annotation, cellular component: cell surface; extracellular region; synapse. The record is from RefSeq and is a predicted model, not a curated record.
AGAGAGUCAGGAUUCCUACUUUCCCCCGCUGAAAGAAACACAGUGCGCGUCUGUAUAGAGCAGAAGUUCAGUCUCUGGCUAGGUUCGCUGGAUUUUGGAGGUUUCACUUUUAUUAUAAGAGACGCCUUUAUUGCACGCGGAUUCGUGUCGGACUUCUGCUAUGUGGUGGAUGAAGAAGUCGUGAUUUAUGAACGACUGAAACAUUUUCUCAACCUGCAGCUGCGAGUCCCGGUGCGCCGAGCGCGUUUCUCCCCGCGGAUCAUACGCGCGUCUUGCGCAUUGUGCGCCUUUACGCAUCGGGUGGAUUUUGGACACGGGACCUGUACUGCGAUGUUGCGGACACCUGUCGUGAUUUUCACUUCUCUCUCGCUCGUCGUAUCGCUGACGUUUGCUGGAGAUGUAAAAUCGCGCAGCUGCGGCGACGUGCGCCAUGCGUACAUGUCCAAAGGCUUCAGUCUCCAUAAUGUGCCACAUCAGGAGAUACCAGGUGAACAUCUGCGGGUUUGCUCUCAAGGGUACACCUGCUGUACCUCCGAGAUGGAAGAGAAACUCGGGCACCAGAGCAAGCUGGAUUUUGAGAAAUUAGUCGAAGACAGCAGCCACACCAUACGGACAAUAUUUAUCUCCCAACACAAGAAGUUUGACGAAUUCUUCCUGGAGUUGCUGGACAACUCGGAGAAGUCGCUCAACGACAUGUUCGUGCGCACAUACGGCAUACUCUACACUCACAACUCGGAGAUGUUCGAGGAGCUGUUCUCCGAGCUCAAGCGCUAUUACACCGGCGGAAACGUCAAUCUGGAGGAGAUGCUGAACGACUUCUGGUUGAGGUUGUUGGAGCGAAUGUUUCAGCUGCUUAACUCGGAGUACACGCUCACAGAGGACUUUCUGGAGUGCAUCAGCAAAUACACAGACCAGCUAAAGCCCUUCGGAGACGUCCCGCGCAAGCUCAAGGCUCAGGUCACGAAGGCCUUCAUCGUGGCUCGGUCGUUCGUUCAAGGACUCAUGGUGGGUCGAGAAGUGGCCAACAGGGUGGCAAAGGUCAAUAUAUCACCGGGGUGUAGCAAAGCGCUGACCAAAAUGCUGUAUUGCCCGUACUGUGGAGGAAUGCCAGAUCUUAAACCCUGCGCCAGCUACUGCCAAAAUGUCAUGCGAGGCUGUCUGGCAAACCAAGCGGACCUCGAUCCAGAGUGGAACCUCUUCAUCGAUGCCAUGCUGCUAGUAGCUGAUAAGCUGGAGGGACCGUUUAACAUCGAGGCUGUCAUGGAACCGAUUGAUGUGAAGAUCUCAGAAGCAAUCAUGAUCAUGCAAGACAACAGUAUGCAGGUUUCAGCUAAGGUAUUCAGUGGAUGCGGUAAGCCCAAACCGGCCGAAAUGGGAAGGUCUGCCCGCGGGAUCUCGGAUGUGUUCAGUGGUCGUUUCAAACCGUACAGCCCAGAAGAAAGGCCGACCACAGCAGCAGGGACCAGUUUGGACAGACUGAGGAAUGUUUGGAUGACUAUGCAACACAGUGUGAUCGACAUUAAGGAGGAGCUCAAACAGUCGAAGAAGUUCUGGUCGUCGCUGCCAGACGUCAUCUGUGCGGAGGAUAAAGUGACUGACCCAAAUGAAGAGCAGUGCUGGAACAGCCACACAAAGGGAAGAUAUUUUCCUGAAGUUGUGAAAGACGGUCUUACAAACCAGCUCAAUAAUCCAGAGGUGGACGUGGACAUCACGAGACCGGACACGUUCAUCCGUCAGCAGAUCAUGACCCUCAGAGUAAUGACCAACAAGUUACGAAACGCUUACAACGGGAAAGAUGUUUACUUUCAAGAUUCAAGUGAUGAGGAGAGCGGUUCGGGCAGCGGUAGCGGCUUCACGACAGUAUCUGAGGUGGUGCACACGGAGCCUCCGAUGGUGGAAGCCGACAUCAGCGAACCGCAGCCUGCGGCGGACGCGUCUGGUCAGCAAAAGCCUCGUCUGCAGUUUUUAGUUGGUGUAAUCGCACUGGUAUCACUGUUACUGCAGUGGAGAUAAUGGCAGGAGGAGGCAACAGCCAAACAGACUUUAAAGACAAACGCAGCGUCGUUCUUGACACGCUGUUAGCCUUUGCCUCAAUGGACUGGAUGUUUUCCAAAAAAAGCCCACGAUAAAACGGAGAACAAGCUCGCUAGCUGAACGUACGGAGAGUUCAUAUUUGCAUCCUGCUUGUUCCAAAGAAUGCUUGGUGCAAUCAAAAAUCUGCUUCUAUUUUGGCCAACGUUUCGAAAUGAAGUUAAAGGUGAUGUGUGUAAUUUUUUUUUCCGAUGUUUAAAUACUUUCUCCUCUCCCUGCUUAAUAUGCAGAGACGACAUUCGUAGGUUUGAAGCGCUCGGUGCUUUCCAAACUUUGCUCUGUUCGUUUGAGCAGCCCACCAGCCAAAGCAUCAUUGACUCGACCAAUGGCGUGAAUUUGGGGCGGGACUAUCUGUUUGCCCGACCAAUGGCAGAUUGCGGGGUUCUUGAUAGCGGUUAAUAUUUUUCGCUAGUGAUGCCGAAAUUACACGCUUCACCUUUAAAAGAAAAACAAACUUUUAGGACAAUAGGUGGUUGCCGCACAGAUGGGACCACUUUCCAUGUUUGUUUGGGAAAAGAGAGAAUAAUGAAAAUAUAUUUUUCCUUUUAUACUGCAUAAAUGAGUCAAACUAAAAGCGCUCUGGUGUUUUUUUUAUGUUCUCCCCUUUUAUUAAUCCAAUAAAGAAAUCAAGAUAUAAACAAAAAAAUAGCAACAACGAAAAAAUCUAAACGAAACUUGUUUAUGUACCACUGUGAGAAUGCAUGGGGAGGUCAUGAGUACAGGUUUUUAACUGUGAUUUUCACACAAUUAUAAGUUUUUUAAGUUAAAGUAAAGUACUGUUAAUCGUAAAACGAUUGAAUGUUUAAAGAGUCUGGUGAAUUUCCCCCGAGGGCUGCGCCUGCUUAACUCAAAUUAAAUGAUCCAUAUCUUAAUAUAUAAAGGUUUUAGUUAAAAGCGUUUUCUUACAGAGAAAGAUUUAUUUAUAUUUCUAAUAUAAUUAUAUAUUUUGCCUUUACCAGUUAGCAACUUUUAUUCAAAACUGCUUCUAACAGAUUUGCUCCUGCUAAAGAUUAUUUAUCCCCUGUUCAAUGCAAGCAUAAUAAUAAUAUUAUUAUUAUUAAAAUGAAACAAUUAUAUAAGAUUUUGAUUUGGUUUCUAGGCCUGAAUUCGGCAGUAUUGGACGUUUUGAAUGGGCUUGCAUCUGAAUUAACCGUGUUAAGUGUUCAAACAGACCCUUUUGUUUUUAUGCACAUUUAUAUAUUCAUCAUUUAUAUAUUCAUAAUCAUAUAUUUACAACCCUCAUUUACAAUAUUUUCUUAAUUUCAGUUCGUUCUACUGUAUGUAGCUCACUGUGUUAGCGUUUCACUUUUACCAAUGCAUUUUAUUAUGAAUCAUUGGGCCUUAUUCGUGAGACACAAGCGUAAGAAAUGUCUUUGUAAACUGUAAUGCAAAUUUGACACAAUUCUUUGGCAAAAUCUAGACUCUUGAUCAUAAGGACGUAAAACUUCCCGUUUUGAUGCAUUUUAUUUUUGUUUGUUUUUUUUACAUCGCUUAUAUAAAAUUUUUUACGAACUAUUUGCACAGUAUACACUGUCAGGAAAACAUGGUCCUUAGCUGUCACUGGGGGGAAACGCUUUUAAAAAGCACACCUUUGCACCAAACGUGUACCUCGAAGGUACAUAUUGGUACCAAAUGUAUACAUGUCUGUACUUAACUCAUUCCCAGACAGCCA